AUGUGUAAAGAAAAUCAUACGUUGUCUCACUGCAAGAAAUUUGUUGAAAUGAAAUUAAGCGAGAGAACCGAAUAUGUCAAGAACAAACAUUUAUGUUUUAACUGUCUAGCACUAGGACACUCAGUGAAGAGAUGUAAAUUACCAGUGUCCUGUCAAAAAUGUCACCGACGUCAUCAUUCUUUACUACAUGAGACUAAGAAUACAGAACCAACGGCUACACCGAGCACCUCACAACCGUUGGCUUCACAGCAUGUAGUAGAAGAGAAGGAAGCAGUUCAAGUGAACACAGUGAUCGCGUCACACCACACAAAUAAACAUGGGACAGCACUAUUAGCGACUGCUGUAGUAGAAGCAACAAAUGCAGAAGGUCAAGUUAUUUCUCUACGCGCGCUGAUUGACCAGGGUUCUCAAGCUACAUUUAUAAGCGAGAAAGCAACUCAAUUAUUGAAACUGAAGCGACAGCCAGUCAAAGGAAGUGUUUUAGGAGUGGGUUCUUUGAGAACAGAGCUAAAACACGUGGUACAGCUUAAUAUAAGAUCACAAUGGGACUAUAAGUACAAUUUACCGAUUCAAGCCUACGUGAUGUCUAAACAACUGACCACUAAGAUACCCACCAAAACAAUUGUCAAGCAACCAUGGCCUCACAUCGACGGGCUUAACUUGGCUGAUCCGAGUUACUUAACACCUGGUUCUGUAGAUCUGCUAUUAGGAGUCAAGGUAUACGCACAGAUAAUACAGCCAGAUUUAAUAAAGGGUCCACCAGGCACUCCAACUGCACAAAAAACAAACCUGGGUUGGAUUAUUUUCGGAGAUAUCGUUGAAAAACCACAAAACGAUACUUACCUUGUGAUGCAUCAUCAAAUCGACGCCGACGAAAUAUUAAAAUCAAUAUGGGAAAUAGACAUUGAUAAAAACAGACAUUUGACAAAGGAAGAUAAGAUUUGUGAGGACAUCUACGAGAAAACAACAACAAGAAAUUCGGAAGGAAGGUACAUAGUCAAAUUACCUUUUAAAACUUACAGUCCACAACUAAAUGAAACAAGCACGAGUACAAGUUUACAGUCACCUGAAGGAAACACAAAGGUGAUAGCCAAACAAAGAUUCUUGCAACUGGAGCGGAAGUUUAGGAAAUCAUCUGACCUGAAAAAGGAAUAUACAAAGGUUAUAAACGAUUACAUAGAUCAAGGACACAUGGAAAAGAUACCUGAAGGAGAAAAAGAAAAAAGAUCAGUAUACUUACCUCACCACGCCGUAGUUCGUACUGACAAGGAGACCUCACGAACACGCGUCGUCUUUGAUGCUUCCUGUAAAGGCACAAAUAAUAUUUCACUAAAUGAAGAAUUAUUAGUAGGUCCGCAGCUGCAAGAUGAUUUAAGAUACCUUCUUAUGAAAUGGAGAAUGAAGCGUGUCUGCUUCAUGGCCGAUAUUAAACAGAUGUAUCGCCAAAUAUUGGUGACUCGUGAAGACGCAGAAUUUCAAAGAGUUAUCUGGAGACCUGAUGAGAGCGAAGAUUUCCACGAAUACCGUUUGUUAAGGGUCACAUUCGGCACAGCAUCUGCACCGUACUUAGCUGUUAGAACACUCCAUCAAACAGCCGAUGAUGAAGGAAAGGAUGAACCACUCGCUGUACAAUCCAUUAAGGGUAAUUUUUACAUGGAUGACUGGCUCGACGGUGCUGACGACACUGAAACUGCUAUUUCACUAGCCAAAACUGUCACUAACAUCCUACAAAAGGGCGGAUUUCAACUCACAAAAUGGUCAUCAAACGAUAUAAACUUUAUGAAAUCUGUUGAUGAAGAAAAGAGAUCAACAAACGCACAUAUAGACAUGAAUCUUGAUGGAAAAGUUAAAGCAUUGGGCAUUGUAUGGAACCUAAAAACAGACACAUUUCAGUACAAUUUAACUUUCCCAACACCUGAAAAUGCUUGUGUAACAAAACGAAGUAUUUUAUCUGAUAUACAAAGGCUUUUUGAUCCACUUGGUUGGAUUGCACCGAGCACAGUAAUGGCAAAAAUACUGUUACAAAAACUAUGGCUCGAAAGGGUGAACUGGGAUCAGAACGUAAGUGAAACAUUACAUGAAGAAUGGAAUCAGAUAAGAUCGGAUUUUGUAAAUGUGAACGAUGUACAAGUGGACAGAUGGCUUGGUACAACUAAUAUAAACAAAACUCAUAGACAACUACAUGGAUUCAGUGACGCUUCGACACGAGCUUACGCAGCAGUAGUAUACAUAAGAACUGAAACAAAUGGCAAGGUUGAACUAAAACUCAUUGCUGCUAAAACAAGGGUUGCACCACUAAAAACUAUAUCCUUACCAAGACUAGAAUUGUGUGGGGCAUUAUUACUUUCCAAGCUUAUGAAACAUAUUAGUCUAGCAAUGCAAAUUCCACCUUCAGAUAUGUAUGCAUGGACGGAUUCAUCUAUAGUUAUAGCAUGGCUAUACGGUGAUCCCAAUCGAUGGAAAACAUUUGUUGCCAACCGCGUCGUCGAAAUUGUAGAAAACCUAAACUACAAGCGCUGGUAUCAUGUAAAAUCAAGCGAUAAUCCCGCAGACUUGGCCUCUCGAGGAAUGUUGCUGUCCGAACUAACGAAAUGUGGCUUGUGGUGGAGAGGACCACGUUGGUUAUCUGAAAAGGAAAUAAAAUUUAGUAAACAGGAAGUUAUUAAAACACAAUUAGAAAUGAAAAAACAGAAGAUCAUUACUCACCUCAGCACAGAAGAUCAGGAUAAAUCUAUAACUACACAAUUUGAGAAGUUUAACGACUUACCAGAAUUACUUAAAGUUGUAUGUUACUGCAGAAGAUUUUUAAACUACAAAGAUAAUAAGAACAUAAAUAAACAAAUAACGACACAAGAAUUAGAAGAUGCUUUGACAAUUUGUAUAAAAAGAGUUCAAGAACUAGAAUACACUGAAGAAAUUGAAAGAUUAAAAAUAAACAAACAAGUAAAAAGAAGAAGUCCGUUGCGAUCCCUCAACCCUUAUCUUGAUGAUAAACAUAUCCUCAGGGUGGGCGGUCGCCUCAGACACGCAAACUUACCUGAUGAAAGAAAACAUCCAAUCAUUCUCGGAAAUAAAAACACAUUGUCGCGUCUGAUUAUAGCCGACGCACACCUUAAGACAAUUCACGGAGGAAUUCAACUGAUGUUAUGUUAUCUUCGUUCAAAAUAUUGGAUUUUAAAGGCAAAAUCAAUAGCUAAGAAACAUAUACACAAGUGCUUGAUUUGCGCAAGACUUAAUGCUACCGCCAGAGCUCAAAUUAUGGGAGACUUACCAAAUGAGAGAGUAACUCCAUCCAGACCAUUCUUGAAUAGUGGCGUGGACUUCGCAGGGCCCUUUCAGAUUUUAUUAUCUAAGGGUAGAGGAAAUAAAACAACAAAGGCCUACGUUUCGAUUUUCAUUUGUAUGUCUACAAAGGCAAUUCAUAUUGAGCUUGUAAGUGAUCUUACUUCAGAAGCGUUUAUCGGUGCUUAUAGACGGUUUGUUGCCAGGAGAGGCAAAUGUAGCCACCUGUGGAGUGAUCAAGGCCGUAACUUCGUCGGAGCUGACAAAGAACUCCGGGAUGCCUGGAAAGAAGCAAGCUUACAGUUCACUGGAGAAAUUGCAGAGACACUAGCCACAGAGGGUACUCAAUGGCAUUUCAUCCCCGCUUACAGUCCCUCUUUCGGUGGAUUAUGGGAGGCUGGUGUAAAAUCUAUAAAAUACCACCUGAAAAGAAUUGUGACAACUCACCUGACUUACGAAAAGAUGACGACGAUACUCUGCCAAGUGGAAGCCUGCUUGAAUUCUCGUCCGCUUUGUCCCUUAAAUGAUUCUGAUCCAGACAACAUUAACCCACUUACUCCAGGACAUUUUCUAGUUGGAGAGGCACCUAUCGUUGUCCCAUCACCGGAUAUGAAAGACAUAAAGAUGUCCAGCUUGUCUCGCUGGCAGCAUACACAGAAACUGGUUCACGACUUCUGGCGGCGAUGGCAAGAUGAAUACUUAUCCAGAUUGCAACAACGUCCCAAGUGGCAUAAAAAAGAAGAUGACUUUAAGAUCGGAGAUGUCGUCUUGAUAAAAACCGAUAACUUGCCACCUGGAAAAUGGUACUUGGGACGAAUCGUCGAUAAACAUCCCGGUCCGGAUGGUCUAACGAGGGUGUAUAGUGUCAAAAGUGGUAAUUCUGUAACUAAAAGAACUGUAACAAAGUUAUGUCCAUUGCCUCUCGAUGAAACCUAG
Spodoptera frugiperda (fall armyworm) is the source of this 4218-nucleotide messenger RNA. RefSeq lists its product as uncharacterized. The record is from RefSeq and is a predicted model, not a curated record. The coding region runs from base 1 to 4218 and encodes 1405 amino acids. Gene Ontology annotation, biological process: DNA integration. The transcript has a single exon. NCBI's taxonomy places the organism in Eukaryota, Metazoa, Arthropoda, Insecta, Lepidoptera, Noctuidae. Gene Ontology annotation, molecular function: nucleic acid binding.